Molecule: messenger RNA, 1596 nt
Organism: Ophidiomyces ophidiicola
Lineage: Eukaryota; Fungi; Ascomycota; Eurotiomycetes; Onygenales; Onygenaceae
Exons: 1
Coding region: 1-1596 (531 amino acids)
Biological process (GO): regulation of DNA-templated transcription; chromatin organization
Cellular component (GO): nucleus
Molecular function (GO): chromatin binding; DNA binding
Source: RefSeq, a predicted model, not a curated record
AUGGGCUCUUCAAAAGCUUCUUCUCUUGAUGCCACUACCGACCCGAUAUCAGACUCUAAUGAUACCCGAUUACCAUCGAGUCGUACGACCGGGAUUGAGUUCCAAUCACAGCCAUAUAUACAUCAGCCAGACGUGUCCCUAAGCCGGCUCAGCACCCCCACCCCGCUAUCCUCCCUGGACUCUGUGUCGAGCUGCUUUACGGCCACUUCCCAAUCAGGCGCAGGAGUGACGAAACCCAAUACUAUACGGCAAACCGAAAAUAUACCCAGUGGUGCCGAUGGAGCAGCGUUACUGCCAGUAACUACGCCUUUAUCGAGUAGUUCUGAGCUAUCGUCUAUUUCUCCCAAUUCUCUACUGCAGUCACCCUCCUCCAUUGCAUCACAGAAAUCACUCCUGGCUGUUACGCAUGCCACUUCUGGUCCAGCUACAAUGUCCGAUUCAUCCACCACUCAGAAGGCGCCUUUAAAGAAACUAGCACCUUCUCCCGCCACAGAAGUAAACAAAAAGAGUGUUGCAAAUCCCGACCCGCAAGUCGUUAAAACACCUCAACGUUGGCGGAAAAGGACGUUGAACCGUGGCAAAAGACGGAGGGCUGGGGAAUAUGAUGACGAUGGAGAGAGCAUUGUCAAGGCUGGAAACUCAAGCUCAGAUGAGUCUGAUGAAUUUACUCCUCUUACAACUCAGACCAAAUCCGGUCGACAGGUUCAUAGACCCAUGUAUCUUCUUCCAGACGAUGCCCCUGCUUCGAUAUCUGGGCAAUCGAGAGCACAAUCAUCUGCUGGAGCAUCCCUUGGACAGACACCUCCAAGGAAAAAAAGACGGGUAUAUAAAAAGGGAAGAGAGGUGAAUAUCACAUGCGAACGCUGCGAUCGAGGCUACAGCCCGCAGAGUAACUCGAUUGUGUUUUGCGAUGAUUGCAAUGGGGCAUGGCAUCAGUACUGCCACGACCCCCCAAUAAAAGCGGAGGUGAUUGCUGUGAAGGAGGCGCAGUGGUUCUGUAGCGAGUGCAAACCUGUCAAUAUUUCCUCGUCCAACCGUGGGGGUACGGCUGAGCCUCCUGUCAAGGCCAUAGGAUCAACUGCUACGUCUCACGACUCGCAUUCCCCACAGUUGGUUGGAGGGUCUAGUUUCACCCAAGCAGAAAGGUUGCAGUACCUAUCGCAUCUUUCUCACGCCGCUCUUGUGGAGCUUCUUGCUGGAAUAGCCAACUCUGACCCCAAUCUACCAAUUUUCCCCGUGAAUCUGAAAGACCUUCCCUCAUCAUCUACCAUCGCACCACUGCCCAUUUCACAGACGUCAAGCAAGACGGUAGAAGAUACGCCCCAAGCGCAGUCUUCGGCAUCUACACCCGUAACAGCUGCUGCCAGUGCUACUCGGCAUGCAGAAUACGACUCUGACGAAGAGUAUGUUGCCGAGCACCGUCUCUAUCCGAAACCAGGAAAUGGAUUUCGCCUACCUCCUGACUCCUUCGACCUUAAUAUGUUGCUCGAAGAUCCGAAUUGUCCGACAUUCAGUCAUAUAUUGCACGGUCCAAAAGCCAAAGUCACUGGCAUAAGCAGCAAAGUCAGCAUUGGCCAAGAAGCUGCCAAGGCUUGA